GGGAAGAGUUGGGGAAAGCCCAGGGUGUUCAAGAACGACCGAGAACCCAUGUUCGGGAACGGACUGGUCAUGACCGAGGGUGACCAAUGGGUCCAUCACAGGCAUGUCAUCACCCCAGCUUUCUCUCCUGCCAACCUCAAGGGAAUGGCAAGCUUAAUGGUGGAAUCAGCCAACAAGAUGCUGGAGAGGUGGACAGCUCUCAUAAACUCCGGAAAGCCCGAAAUUGAUGUUGAGAGAGAGAUCAUAUCAACAGCAGGGGAGAUCAUAGCCAAGACCAGUUUUGGCAUUAUCCACGAAGAUGGCAAGAAAGUUCUCGAGAAACUGCGAACCAUGCAGGUCACUCUCUUCAAGACAAACCGUUUCGUGGGCGUGCCUUUCAACCAAUUCAUUGUCCCCAAACAAUCCCUAGAGGCAAAAAGACUGGGAAAAGAAAUCGACAACCUGCUACUGUCAAUCAUCGAUGAUCGCAAGACAGGCGUAGUGGCAAAUAACCAGAAGGACUUGCUUGGAUUGUUGCUCGAAGGGAACUCCGGAAAUGGAAAACUAGGGAAGAGUUUGACGACCAGAGAGUUGGUGGACGAGUGCAAGACGUUCUUUUUCGGGGGUCAUGAGACGACAGCGUUGGCUCUGUCGUGGACGUUGCUGCUUUUGGCCAUGCAUCCCGAGUGGCAAGAUCAGCUCAGAGAUGAGAUCAAACAAGUGGUUGGUGAUAAAGAGAUUGAUCCAACCAUGCUUGCCGGACUAAAGAAGAUGGGAUGGGUGAUGAAUGAAGCCCUGCGGCUGUAUAGCCCAGCACCAAAUGUGCAAAGACAGGUGCUAGAGGAUAUUAAGGUAUAUGAUAUGGUGAUCCCUAAGGGAAUGAACAUGUGGAUUGAUGUGGUGUCAAUGAACCAUGACCCCAAUCUGUGGGGAGACGACGUGAACCAAUUCAAGCCGGAGCGGUUCAAGGAGGACUUACUCUAUGGCGGAUGCAAGCACAAGAUGGGGUUUCUGCCAUUUGGGUUCGGAGGGAGAAUGUGCAUCGGUCGGAAUUUGACCAUGAUGGAGUACAGGAUUGUCUUAACCCUAAUUCUCUCCAAGUUCUCCUUUGCUGUUUCACCAAACUACCGCCAUUCUCCUUCCAUUUUGCUCUCUCUUAGACCUUCCCAAGGCUUGCCACUCAUAGUCAAACCUCUUUAGGAUAGUCGGCAAUAGUACAUCUUUAAGUUAAAUAGUAAUAAGGUAUAUCCAGUUACUAAUGGAGAACCUGUUGUACUUGUCAAUAGCAAUAUUAGGGACAUACACAGGGUCUAUGAACUCAGCUGCAUGAGUAUCCAUUAUAACUUAUGUAUUCACGUUCU
Messenger RNA from Eucalyptus grandis, 1340 nucleotides. RefSeq names its product cytokinin hydroxylase. Lineage: Eukaryota; Viridiplantae; Streptophyta; Magnoliopsida; Myrtales; Myrtaceae. The record is from RefSeq and is a predicted model, not a curated record. Gene Ontology annotation, molecular function: heme binding; iron ion binding; oxidoreductase activity, acting on paired donors, with incorporation or reduction of molecular oxygen.